Messenger RNA from Racocetra fulgida, 471 nucleotides. Lineage: Eukaryota; Fungi; Glomeromycota; Glomeromycetes; Diversisporales; Gigasporaceae. The record is from the annotation of a GenBank genome assembly.
AUGGAAAACGCUAAAAACAUUCAACCAAAAGUUCUUCAAAUACCAAGUAUUUCUGGUCAAGCCGACCGUAUACAAAAAAUUAUUAACGAUUUAGACACUGAAAAUAAAAACUUAAAAAAAGAAAUCGAACUUUUAAAAACAAACAAUCCUUUAAUAGUUCAAGAAAACAACGAUUUAAAAGAUGCAAAUAAUAAAUUAAAAGAAACAAAUGAAAAAUUAACAAAGGAAAAUGCAGACUUGAAAAAACAGAAUGAUGAUUUGAAAAAAGAAAUCAAAACUCUUACCGAUACAAACCAUACGUUAGAUGAAGAUAAUAAAAAAUUAAAAGCCGAAAAUGAAGUAAAUACAAAAGAAAACCUCGAAUACGAAGAAACUUUGAAAACAUUAAAUAAUCAACUUAACAUCACUUUGAAUACAUUUAUAGUAUCAUUUAAUAUCAAUGAUUCUAUCGAAAAAAAAAUGGGAUUAGUU